GAAAAAACUAUAGAAGAAAAAGUUUUGAGACCAUCGUCAAGUUUAGCGGGUCUUCUCGCGCUCUCUGCAGAAAUUAUCGGCCCUCUAUGUCUUCCUUCACCUUCAUACGAAUUCUUAUGCUAUGCAUCUGAUCUUUGGCUUCAUUUCAAUUUCUAAUAUAAUUGUUCGUGUUUAUUUUGUUUUCACGUUUGCCCUUGUCUCGAAGUAGCGUUUCCCUCUGUUUCUCCCUAGCUGUCGAAGAUGCGUAUAGUUGAUACAAGUUCCUUAGGCGAGGAAGAAAAACUGGAAGAAUCAAAUGAAGGAGUUCAGAGAAGUAGAGUGAUGCGUAUAGUUGAUACAAAUUCCUCAAGCGAGGAAGAAAAACUGGAAGAAUCAAAUGAAGGGGUUCAGCGAAGUAGAGUGUUCGCAGAGCUGAAACCUUAUUGCUUAGAGCUCCUAGAGCUUCUCCAAAAGCCAAAGAAGCAUCCUUCCGCAAUUCCUUCAAUGCUUGAGUUACUUCGAAAAACUUCCCCGACUUCUAUGCAACCUUUUUUUGAUUAUGCCCUCUUCCCGCUAUUGCUGCUAUUAGAUGCAGCUGUUGUGGAUAGAUCCCAGCAGAAGGUUGAUUCCGGAGAAAACAUUGUAACGUCUAUCAGUCAUGAUCUGCCGCAUAGAGUGAGUGACAGUGUGGCAGAAGGCGUGCUUCAGUGUCUUGAAGAACUGCUGAAGAAGUGUCAUUUAGGAUCUGUGGAGCAGAUGGUUGUAGUGCUGAAAAAGUUAACAUCUGGAGCUUUGCUAUCUCCGUUUGAGGCAUCGGAAGAGUUCCGUGAAGGAGUUAUCAAGUGUUUUAGGGCAAUCUUUGUAAAUUUAUGUCCCUGCUCAGAUCAUGCAUGCUCUUGUAAACAAAUAUCUGGUUUCCCAGCACUUGCAGAAAACAGAGAUUUUGAAGGUCAUCUUGAUGUGCUUUCAGAAGAGUCAAAGCCAAAUGAAUGCUUGCUUGAAUUUCUCCGGAGUGAAACUGCAUCAGCUGCUGUCGGACACUGGCUGUCACUUCUUCUCAAAGCUGCAGAUAUUGAGGCUGCACGAGGACAUCAUGGAAGUUCUAAACUUCGUAUUGAAGCCUUUAUGACCCUUCGCAUACUUGUUGCAAAGGUUGGAACAGCUGAUGCAUUAGCCUACUUCUUGCCUGGUGUUGUUAGUCAAUUUUCUAAAGUUUUGCGGACCUCUAAAACAAUGUUAAGUGGGGCUGCUGGGAACACAGAAGCUAUGAACCAAGCAAUUAGAGGCUUGGCUGAAUAUCUUAUGAUAGUCCUCCAGGAUGAUGCUAAUAAAUCAAGCCUUGAUAUGCUUGUGGACGUUCAAUCUGACAUUAUGUUGGAGAAGGGUAAAAAGGCACAAUAUAUUCUAGAGGAACUUCGUCAAUUGCCAGAUAAAGUCCACAGUCGGAGUAAAAAGGUAGAAGAAGCUUCAUCUGCUGAGGUGGUGAAGAAAAUUACUUAUAAAUCUGGACCUAAAGAGAAGGUGAGUGCUGACUAUCUUAAGGGGAACAAGUAUUUUCAUGUGGAUCGUACAAAGGAAUGGGUUGCUGAGACUUCAACACAUGUGGACAAACUACUAAGUGGAACUUUUCCAUAUAUUUGUGUGCAUCUGGUAAAAAAAGUUAGACUGGGCAUCCUGGCUGCAGUAAAAGGCCUACUAUCAAGGUGCACUUGUACGCUAAAAGGGAGCAGAUUGAUGCUUUUGGAGUGCUUGUGUGCUUUGGCUGUUGACGACUCUGACGAUGUUGCAGUCACUGCACAAGAGUUCCUUGAAUAUUUAUUCUGGAUUACUCGGAACCAACAAUUGCAGCAUGACAUUGCCAAAAUUUUUGUGAGGCUGGUUGAAAAGCUUCCGAAUGUGGUUCUUGGAAGUGAAGAGAAGUUUGCUCUAUCACAUGCUCAACAGUUACUCGUGGUGGCAUAUUAUUCUGGUCAUCAGCUCAUUAUAGAUCAUCUUAUCCACUCUCCAGUAACUGCCGUUCGCUUUCUAGAUGUAUUCUCUGUUUGUCUAAAUCAGAAUUCAGUUUAUGCCAGUUCUCUUGGAAAAUUCCUUUCAUCAGGGCCAUCUUCUUUAGGAUAUUUGCACUCUCUUACUGAGUUAAAAGUUGGAACUAAUUUCAUCAGUAAUUGCCUCUCCAUCAUGAAUACUGCCUUGCCUGCAGUUCCAGAGCCCACAAAGGUUCAAGAGAAAGAUAUACUGCGAAAGAAUCAUGUGCUUCCUCGCAUGCCCCCAUGGUUUAAUGGCAUUGGCAAUCAGAACCUAUAUGAAGCUCUUGGAGGAGUUCUCCGACUUGUUGGUUUGUCUUUGGUGUCAGAUAACAAAGGUGAAGGUAGUUUGUCGGUUACCAUUGAUAUCCCACUGGGAAACUUACAAAAAUUGGUUUCUGAGAUUCGUAAGAAAGAAUAUAGUGAAGAAAGCUGGGAAUAUUGGUAUAGGAGGACUGGUUCAGGACUGUUGGUGCGCCAGGCAAGCACUGCUGUAUGUAUUCUGAAUGAGAUGAUAUUUGGCGUUUCAGAAUAUUCAACAGGUUACUUCUCAAGUAAGUUUCAGAGAACAAGAAUGCAUAGGAAGGCUACCAAUGACUAUGAAUGUGCCACAACCAACGAUUGUGGUUGGAAGAUUUCCCUGGAAAAAGUUAGACCUCAGUUAAUUGAUUGUAUUGGUAGGAUUCUGCAUGAAUACCUAUCUCCUGAGAUAUGGGAGCUUCCAAUACAACAUAAAUCUUCCCCGAUGCAUCCUGUAGGUGAAGAAGACAUUAGUUUACACUUCUUCAGAGACACUGCUAUGCUCCAUCAGGUUAUAAUUGAAGGAAUAGGUAUUUUCAGUAUGUGCCUCGGAAAAGAUUUUGCUUCUUCAGGAUUUCUUCAUUCGUCUCUUUAUUUGUUGCUUGAGAAUCUUAUUUCCUCAAACGUGGAAGUUAGAAUCACCUCUGAUGCUGUCUUACAUGUCCUUUCUUCUACAUCUGCCUACCCAACAGUUCGAGACUUGGUUUUGGAAAAUGCAGAUUAUGUGAUUGAUUCAAUAUGUCGGCAGUUACGUCAUUUGGAUCUCAACCCUCACGUGCCAAAUGUUCUUGCUGCCAUCCUUUCCUAUAUUGGAAUAGCUCAUGAGAUUUUGCCUCUGUUGGAGGAACCUAUGCAUUCAGUAUCGCUGGAACUUGAGAUUCUUGGAAGACAUCAGCACCCCAGUUUAACUGGUCCCUUCUUAAAGGCAGUAGCAGAGAUUGCCAGAGUAUCAAAGCAUGAAUCUAAUUGCCUGCCUAGUAAAACAGCAUCAUAUCUUGUUCAUGUCAAGUCUAUAAUCACUAAGGAGGGAAACCGGGCAGAAUCUGAGUCUGGAGGAGUAUCUACAUCGUGUUACGAUGAUGAUAAAAAUAUAUCUUCGAUGGAAUCAGAGUGGGAAAAUAUUUUGUUCAAGUUCAACGAUUCCAGAAGAUAUAGACGAACUGUUGGAUCCAUUGCUGGUUCGUGCAUUGUGACUGCUGUACCUCUCUUGGCUUCACAGAAUCAGGCAACGUGCUUGGUGGCCUUAGAUAUUAUUGAGUAUGGGAUAGUGGCAUUAGCGAAAGUUGAAGAAGCCUAUAAGCACGAGAAGGAUACCAAGGAGGCAAUUGAGGAGAUGUUGCACUCACAUUCGUUUUAUCGGCUUCUAGACACUUUGGAAGUUUCUGAUGAGGGGUAUGAUGAAAAUAGGUUGCUUCCCGCGAUGAAUAAAAUAUGGCCCUUUUUGGUUGCUUGCAUUCAGAACAAAAAUCCAGUGGCUGCACAGAGAUGUUUGAAUGUGAUCAGCAAUUCAGUGCAAAUCUGUGGAGGAGAUUUCUUUACACGCCGAUUCCGUACAGAUGGGUCUCAUUUUUGGAAGCUUCUGAGGACGUCUCCAUUUCAAAGGAAACAAAAUUUGAGAGAAGAAAAGGCCGUGCUACAACUUCCUUAUAGAAACGCAUCUGUAUCUACAGAAGACUCGGUUGCUGAAGUUUCCAGUCUGAAAGUCCAGGUUGCAUUGCUGAAUAUGAUUGCUGAUCUAUCUCGAAACAGAAGAAGUGCAUCAGCGUUGGAAGUAGUCCUCAAGAAGGUCAGUGGCCUAGUCGCAGGUGUAGCCUUUAGUGCUGUUGUUGGGCUACGGGAAGCAUCUUUGAAUGCACUUGAAGGACUUGCAUCUAUAGAUCCCGAUCUUAUUUGGCUUCUCGUCGCUGAUGUGUUCUACUCCAUGAAGAACAAGGAUGUGCCUUCGCCACCCACAUCAGAUUUUCCCGAGGUAUCGAAACUUCUACCACCGCCUUCAUCUCCAAAAGGGUAUCUUUAUGUGCUUUAUGGGGGUCAAACUUUUGGUUUUGACAUCCAAGUUUCGUCUGUGGAAUUUGUAUUUAAGAAACUGCAAUCUCACAUUUCUACGUGUUAAUACGGUUCCAAGUAUUUAUAACUGAUGGUUGUAUAUAAACUUUUUUGCCCUUUUCAUGAUUGACACAGACCUGGGGUUUUACCUCAAUUACUUUU
Momordica charantia (bitter melon) is the source of this 4511-nucleotide messenger RNA. The record is from RefSeq and is a predicted model, not a curated record. NCBI's taxonomy places the organism in Eukaryota, Viridiplantae, Streptophyta, Magnoliopsida, Cucurbitales, Cucurbitaceae.